Peronospora belbahrii is the source of this 3036-nucleotide messenger RNA. The record is from the annotation of a GenBank genome assembly. NCBI's taxonomy places the organism in Eukaryota, Oomycota, Peronosporomycetes, Peronosporales, Peronosporaceae.
AUGGUCAUCACCACGGUACAUACAGCGGACAAAAUUGCAGCAGAUGCACACGUGGAAAGCGAGCAUGACUAUUCAGAUGAAAAUAAGGAUGCGCUUGCAAUAGACGGAGAAUCGAUUGAGGUAUCAUCUCGAAGUGAUGGACGAGGAGAGGCACAAGAUGACGACGACGAUGAGGUUGCAGCUACUAAGGCGGGCGACAGGGAAGAAUUGCUCGAAGAAGAAGAAGAAGACGGUCGAAUGCGAGUUCAUGCUUCAACAUCUUUCUCGAUAAGUGAUGACAGUGUGCAAGGUCAGGUAGCACACAAUGAGGAGAUAGCAACCGAUGCAAACAAAAACCCGCUUUUGAAGAGCACCCUGCCUUCCAAUAAGUCCUAUGACUAUCAAGUCAAAGCCAUGGUAACUAGUCAUAACUCGACCUCAUAUAUCUAUUUCGAUCAAUGGAAGUGCAAACUGAACGGUAAGAGCACGGUUACGCGUCUUCGUCUGGCGUUUGAGGAGUUGUUGCCACGGCUUCUUGGAGCUCGGGAUUAUGCAGGUGCCGCAAAAGUAUUGGGAGUCAUGUAUCAUCGAUUCGCGCUAACCACAGCGGUGUGCAUUGAGGCCAGCCUUGAGAUUUUGCGCAGGCGAUCAGACUACCGCAAUGAGCUGUUGAGUUUCUAUGAGGCAGCACUCGAAGUCAACAGUCAGCAUAUCGAUAAAAUGUUGAUUUUGAAAGAAAUAUGGCUCUUUCACGUCGUUCAUGGCGAGUUUUAUGAGGCAUAUCAUAUAUACCGAGACAAAAUCGAGCAGAUGAAAGAAGCUGAAGAAGAUGCAAGGUUGCUUGCAAAUUUUGGAAUUCUAUGCUAUUGGCUCAUGUUUAUCGAGUCCAAAGAGCUUCGUGAACGGUUUGGACGGAAAGACGUGGACGAAGAGGUAGAGGACGAGUAUGAACUGGGCGCCACUGUUUGUAAUGAUUCUGGCGCAAGUGAAAGUAUCGAAUCAGUGAUUGAGUCCAUAUACUUACUCAAAACACCCAUUGGGGCUCACAUUUUGUAUCAACAAGCCAGUAAUUCAUUGAGACGUGCAGCCGCGCUAAACCCGAAUUCGGUAAUGUUUGUGGAGUAUUAUGUGCAGCUUCUUGUGCUGGUAGGAGACAUCCAACCAGCGUGUGACUAUUUGGAGGCUUUUUUUCACAUGAACCCUGAUGAUCCUCAUGGACCAAAAAUGCUUGUAGGCUUUCUGGAACGCUACUUUCCAGAUUCCGUAGAUGGCCAGGUUGCUGUGCUUUCCAGAUGGAUGAAAAAUGACCCAUCAUGUUGUCAGCCUUUAGAAAAAAUGCUAGAGCUUUCCAGCGCUGGCGCAGUGUCGUCAUUUCGGCUGACAAAGUUUUUAGUUGAGGCGCUUGAUACGUGUGGUAGCGAUUUGUACGUAAAGCAGAAUCCAGAUAUGGCAUUGGCGCUAUGGAGGAAUCUAGCAGAACUGCUUGUAGCAAUAGAUGAGGAUGAAUUUUUGAUGGACCAAAUCAAAGGAGAAGCGAUGGAUUCGUCGAGUCAAGAAACCAUUGCAGAUGUGGGCAUGCAACAUGCUUGGUGGAAACGAGUUUAUCUUGCCAGACCAAGCACAGAACAAGAAGUAGUAGCCCUUGCAGAACGUGACAGUGUUUUUUUGGAGGUGUCUAUUUAUCGUGCAGCUGUAUCUCAUCGGCUUUUUCCUGGUCAGCUCCUUAUGACAGAAGCCCUGCGCUCUGCAAUGGCUUUGCCAGCGCUAACAUGUUCUGAUCCUCAUAGCUUUUUCACCUCUGUGACAAGUACGACACCAGAUGUGGUAGCGCACACGCCUUUUGCAGACAUGCCGUUUAUGCUCGUGGUUGAUGUCGAUGAUACGAAGAAACAAGAGCUACCCGUGUUCAAAGGAAGCUCGGACACUGUGCACGUAAUGGAACGAAGAUGUGUUGUAGAAAGAGAGGCAGCUAAUGAGCAAGCAAACGUGGUGGUGACACGAACGGGCGACACAUCAGAAGUCGAUGAACGAUUUCUAGACGAACUCUAUGAAGUAUUGGAGUCUGAAGUCGGGCUUUCAAACAUGAACGAUCGGCGAUCCCCGAGAAAGCGCAAAGCUGAUGCUAUUUCUACUUCUACAGCUCCAGCAUUGAUCCCGGGUUUCGUCGGAAUGGUCGAAGAAGAAGUCUACAACAACCCGCAAGCCACCGUGCAGCACAUCUACACGGCGAUAUAUCAAAAGCUACGUCGUUCGGACAUGCUAGUGCCAACAUCGAAAGCGUUGGCGCACUGUGUAGACUUCUUUCGGAGUCGUUUGGAGAAAAACAUACAGACCUACGGUCACGGCGGCCUGAUGAUGCGGUACGAUGAUUUUGUUGCUACGUAUGUGCGUCGUCAGAGAGCAAAGGGUGUAUUUGAGGUGACAAAAGACACCGCAAAGGCAGCCGUUGAGGAGAUGAAACGUGUUCUUCCAAGCUCGCACCCACACUUUCCUGGUGUGGAUGUUGUGGAGGAUGCGAUGCGCAUUAAAACAGCAAUGUUUGUCCGCCAACGAAGACUUCGUCUGAUGGACCUCAAACAAAUGCUGAAGCCUAUUCUCAAAAAGAUUGUAUACGUGGAUGAGAAGGCUUUUGUUGACGCAGUCUAUUUGGUUUGCAGUCAAAACGGGCUUUUAGGAGUGGUCACACGCAUCGAUGUUGCGCGAACACUGCAAAACAUUUUACCAAUGCACUACUACAGGGUACUUCAAGAGAUACCGUCGCGCUCAACGCGAUUGCUUACGUCGCCCGAGUUUCGAAAGGAUUGCAAUACACUUGAAGAGAUUCUCAAGAAGCUCAAAACAGUGAAUUCACCGCGAACAGCAAAUGAAGUCAAAGCGCUUUUGUGGAUAGAGAGAUACGAAGCUUUGUAUGGCCCUAUUGUUGACGACGAUGAAGAAAGUGUUGAAGAGAGUGACAGUGACACGAGUAGCAACGACAGCAUCAGCAGCAGUGAUAUUAGCGGGAGCAGUACCGAAAGCGAUAGCAGAGAUGACUUGUACGAAGAAAAUAGGGGGUGA